Molecule: messenger RNA, 442 nt
Organism: Staurois parvus
Lineage: Eukaryota; Metazoa; Chordata; Amphibia; Anura; Ranidae
Source: the annotation of a GenBank genome assembly
GCACUGCUGGGCACCGAUCAUCAAGGCACUGAUCAUCAGUGCCCUGAUGAUCGGUGCCGAUCCUGCUCUGACAACUGCUGGUUCUCGGCAGCACUUUCCUCACGCUUUCACAGCGUGAGGAUAGUGCAGCCGAGAACCAGCAACUGCAUUUCCCGUGUGCCGUGAUGAUCUGUGUAGCCCCAGCAGUGCCACCUGUCAGUGUCCAUCAGUGCCAGCUCUGUGGUCAUCCAUACCACCUGCCAGUGCCCAUCAAUGCCACAUAUCAGUGCCCAUCUGAGCUGCCUUUCAGUGCCACCUAUCAGUACUACCUAUCAGUGCCAGUCAGUGCCACCUAUCAGUGUGCAUCAGUGCCACCUAACAGUGCCAGUCAGUGCCGCCUAUUAGUGUGCAUCAGUGCCACCUAACAGUGCCAGUCAGUGCCACCUAUUAGUGUGCAUCAGUG